This is a messenger RNA of Pieris rapae (cabbage white), 1921 nucleotides long. RefSeq lists its product as uncharacterized. Lineage: Eukaryota; Metazoa; Arthropoda; Insecta; Lepidoptera; Pieridae. The coding region runs from base 310 to 1404 and encodes 364 amino acids. Gene Ontology annotation, cellular component: cytoplasm. Gene Ontology annotation, biological process: multicellular organism development; proteasome-mediated ubiquitin-dependent protein catabolic process. The record is from RefSeq and is a predicted model, not a curated record. Gene Ontology annotation, molecular function: zinc ion binding; ubiquitin conjugating enzyme binding; ubiquitin protein ligase activity. The transcript has 8 exons.
AUGAUAUAUAUAUAUUCUACACCUAUAACUUAAAUGUAACGUCUGUGAAAUGCGAACGUGAGUGACCGGAUUUAUAAUCUCGUUGGUGUCUAUGGGUUGUUCUUCACCUAUUGGAGAAUAGUUAAGAAAACUAUAGGGCUAUAUCCAUAAUUUGUAAAUAUCCAUAAUAAAAUCAGGUAAUUUGUCUUCAAAGUUGUUCAAUGUUCAGUUUCAGUUGUUCAAUCACUCAGUGCAUUCGAUGAGAUAGCGGCAACAACCUUAAAAUAUUUUUAAAAACUUUUUAAUACAAUUUUGGAAAUAGACCUAUAAAUGGGGGCAGAAAAAUCCACACCUAAAUGUAACAUAACUAAAAAUGAACUAGAAGUUGCACUUGAAAAACAAAGAAAAAUAUUUGAAAAGCAGACACAAACAUUACUAAAUAUUCAACGUGACGCCUUAGUAAAAUCACAGGAAAAACAAAGAACAAGUGAGGCAACAAGUAACACUUGGAAUACCCCAGGUUCAUCGGCAACGAAUUCAAUAUAUCCUAAUCUGCCAGGCACGUUAAAUGGCAACCCAGUUUUCCCGCCCGAUUUACACCUAAAUAGGAAUUUGUUUGUGCAAAAUGUGCCGAAAGAACCAGCCUAUUUAGAUAACAGUUUUCAAGUUCAGAAUCCAUGUUUGACACCAACAGCUCCACCGCUACCAAUUGAUACGAACGAAUCGCAAUCUUGUACCAUGCAAUCGCGUCGACCACAAACAAUUGGCCAACCAAUUAAUAACUUGUUUCGUAUGCGGUGUCCCAAUUACAGUCAUGGAUGCUCAUUACGUUUAGAAAAACAUCAACUUACUGUCCACGUUGAACAAUGUCCUUUCAAUGAUUUAAUAUGUCCUAUUAACAGUUUAAAUGGAUGUUCAUGGAAAGGCAAGGUUGAUCAAAUCAAAUUCCAUUUCGCCGAAGUACACCCUCAAUGUUCAAAAAUCGAAAUAAAUAAGGAGGACAUUUUACACAUCGGUGGUAACUAUCAGUUCAUAAAUUUAAUUACUCUUGGCUCGUACAUGUUUUUACUGCACCUACAAGUAGACCAACAGAAGAAAAAAGUUAGCUUUGGAAUACAACUUAUCAGUUCGAUGGUCAGCGCAGCGAAAUGGACUUAUGUCAUUCGGAUCUAUAAUAAAAAGGAGCCCCGGAGGUUAUUUGAGUAUGGUGACAAAUGUCACUCGAAUUGUGUACCGCUUCAAGAUAUCACCGACCAAUUUGCGAUAAUAGACCUCGACUAUGCGAAAACAUUCUCAGAGCAAGAUAUGAUAACAUUUAAAAUUUUCUUGAGAAAAGAUUUUCACCCGAGUGACAUAAAAGAACAACAUAAAGGGAAACCGCCUCACGGUUUAAAUAAAAGAUGGCAAAGAAGCCAAUUAAACUGAUAAUUAUGACGUAACGCCGACGCUGUUAUUUUAUGAUUUAUACAUUUUGUGACGAAUUUUUUUAAACCCAACUAUAAAAGCAAUCCAAAAAUGUCACAAUUGUGUUCUAGUUUGAAUAUCCGCUCAUGAUUUUGAAUUAAACAUAUUAGUUGUAUUAACUAUAAGGUCUGAUAGUGAUCAGAUUCACCUUAUAGUUAGGUAUCACUAUACUUAUGAAAUGUUUAAUAUUUAAUUAUUCUUGUCUUGUUUUUAAUACAUACUUAACCUGUACUAUCUAUCAUAACAAUAUCCUUGUAUUUAUUAAUUGUAGUGAGAUCAAUAAUACUUUAAGGUACCCUAUGCCUUACAGGUACAGGUAAACCUUACAGGUUUAAGUUUAAAGUGGUAAGGCCUAUACUAGGUAGGCUUUUAAUUGUCUGUAUUUGUUUUAUUUUAUAAGCUAAAAUGUGUAAGUAAUUAAUUGUUUGUAUGAUAUGGUUUUAUAUCAGUCUAUGCAAAUAUAUGAUUUUAAAUAUUA